Molecule: messenger RNA, 4009 nt
Organism: Xyrauchen texanus (razorback sucker)
Lineage: Eukaryota; Metazoa; Chordata; Actinopteri; Cypriniformes; Catostomidae
Product: SOSS complex subunit B2-like
Exons: 6
Coding region: 889-1542 (217 amino acids)
Biological process (GO): response to ionizing radiation; double-strand break repair via homologous recombination; mitotic cell cycle checkpoint signaling
Cellular component (GO): SOSS complex
Molecular function (GO): DNA binding
Source: RefSeq, a predicted model, not a curated record
GUUAGUGAGAGAAGUAGAUAGGGUUUUGAAACUGACAUUUCCCGACACAUGUUUUGGUCUUUUAUUUUAGUAAGAUUUAAGUUCUUCACAUGUAGAAAACAUGCUAUAUUGAUAUCAAUUUAAAAGGCCAUCAGCAAGUUUAGGACUGCUCAUGACGCCAGGUUUCAAUUGCACAUUAAAGUUAGCCCGCUAUAGAUAUCUAGGCUGUUAGACAUACUUUUUUAAAAUUGAUUAUUUCGUCGCUUUUUGUAGACUUUAUAUGCCGAUACAUUUGCUGCAUUUAAUUUCGAAAUGCGAAAUUAAGGGACGUGUUUAGUGUUCAGUCUCACUGGUAAUGUGUGUGUGUGUGCUGAACUCAUCGACCUCUACACGCAAAUCGAUAUACAGUCGACAUGUUUAUUUUAAGACAUACAUUUUAAGUGAUAUUCUUUAACUUGACGUCGUGUGAUACUAUAGGCUAACAAACAGACAGUGACUCAGUAUAAAUGUAUCUAGACGCUCAGUAUUUUGAACGGCACUAGGCUCCUUCAAAAUCUUCUGAUUCGUUUCGGUUUAGGGCUAGAUUAAGUAUAAACUAUCUGGAAAACGAAUCAAGUGUUUUUAUACGAAUCGUUUUAAACGUGGAUGAGGGAGUAUUUCCCCCUUUAACUUUCAUUAUUUUGAUCGAUGGCUAAGAGUGAAAACACACCGCCUCGUAUGUAACGCUAGAAAAGAAACCCAUAAAUCUUUCCAAAGGUGUUUUGCAUGCAAAGAUUAUUUGCCAAAUAAUGUUUAUUUGGAAAAUAAAGUAACACAUUUGGAGAACAGAUUUGGUUAAGAUCAAGAAAUCCUCACAAACAGCUGUGGUUUCGCUAGCCGGUGUGCUAGCCUUCACCUCAGCUCCCAGAAAUGUCGAUUAUCUCCAACGAAGCUGUGGUCUUGAUAAAAGAUGUAAAGCCCGGAUCGAAAAACCUAAAUAUCGUCUUUAUAGUUUUGGAAAUCGGUCGGGUGACCAAGACAAAGGACGGGCACGAGGUGCGCUCGUGCAGAGUGGCGGAUAAGAGCGGCAGCAUCGCCAUCUCUGUGUGGGAUGAGCUGGGGAGCCUCAUCCAGCCAGGGGACAUCAUACGCCUUACAAGAGGUUAUGCCUCCAUCUGGAAGGGCUGCCUUACACUGUACACUGGACGAGGAGGAGACUUGCAGAAAAUAGGAGAGUUCUGUAUGGUGUAUUCUGAGGUUCCAAAUUUCAGUGAGCCAAAUCCAGAGCUUCUUGCGAAAGCUAACCAACAGAACAAGACUGGUAAAGAACAGCGGGGAAAUUCUCCACCGAAUCAAAAUGCAGGUACACCUGCGCAAACAGGAAAUGGUACUGUGCCAGUGCUUCCCAGUAACAAUGCUGCACUUGUGCCUCGGGAUACCAACUUUGGAUCUCCAGGAAGACCCAACGGGCGUGUUCCAGGCAAUGGGCCACCCUCAGUAACUGUAGGGGGACCUCCUGCUCUACCCAAACCCACAGUCCCCAUUAGCAAUGGCAGGGACCUGAGAAGGGCUUUAAAGAGAUGAGACGUUUACUGCAAAAGCACUUUUCCUGUUCCUACUCCCUUAAAUCUUCCCACAAACCAUCCUAAAAUACACAUAACAAAACUGCCAAUCAAGAGAUACAAGGUUUGAUGUUACAGAUUUUGCCACCUGUGUUUUUGCCUUCUCAAUUUCCAAGAACUGCAUUGUAUAAUUAUGAUUUGGCGAUCACAAAAGUUUAGAAUUCAACUUGUUUAAUUCAAUACACAUUCCGUAAAGGUUGGCAUCCUCUCCACCCAUUAAGUGCCAGUUCAAUAACCCACCACGUAUGUCCUUUCUCUAAACGUGUUGUUAAACUAUACACCCUACUUGAACACUUGAUGCACUUUCUUCUCUUAAUUUAUAGUGAACUCUUAACUAUAAUGUAAUUCAGGAAUGGUUUACUGCUGUUGCAAACAGGGGAAUUUAACUUUUUAAAGUGAAUGACUACUUUGUGUUCUUUCCCCUCCCUUUUGCCAAAAAUAACCAGAAGUGACCAUGUAAAGGGAAAGGUGAUAGUUUAAUUGGACACUUAAGAUUAUUUAAUUAGGAAUAAAUCAAAAAGGAACAAAGUUGAUAAUAAAUCCCUGUGGUUGUGUUAUUGUUGACUUUACACUUAAUCUGAAGAGUUUUGCCUAUUCAGUGAUUGAAUGAGAUAUAUACUUUUAUAUUGUGCAAUGUGACUACACUAAAAUGCUCUGCCUAUUGUUGUACUGUAACACCUUUGUUAAUGUUAUGCUAUAUAAUGUAUAAAUGUACAGAUACUUUAGGGACAGGGUUUUUUUUAGCUUUUAGCCUAACACUUCCAUUUUAUUUGUAUUAGCCUAGUAGUUCUAAACAUGUGGCACCUUCAGUCAAGCGGUAUCACUUAACAAUAAGGUUCUAUUUGUUAACAUUAGUUAAUGCAUUAGGUAUCAUGAAAGAACAAUUAGCAAUGUUUUUAUUACAUCUUUGUUAGUUUUAGUUAAAACAAAAAUGUAAAUUUUUAAUUCAUAGUGCAUUAACGUUAAUGAUAACUUGAUUUUGAAAGUGUUUUAGUACGUUGAAAUUAACCUUAACCAAGAUUAAAAAAAUGUCAUUUGAGGGGAUUUGAGUUCCCAGCAGUGGUCUACACUGCAUGGCUAAAAAAGAAAAGUCAUCACUGUUUGGAUUUAAGGCAGUGUUAUGAUCUGGGCUCAGCAAUUUUAUGCGUCAAUGAAAUUAAAUCAGCUGAAUAUACUGAAUGACCAGGUUUUCUCAUCAAUAUAAUUGUGAAAGAGUGGUUCAGGGAGCAUGAGUACUCAUUUUCACAUGUGAAUUGGACACUACAGAGUCCUGAUCUUACCCCAUUGAAAGCCUUUGAGAUGUGCUAGAGGAGACUUAACACAGAGGUUCGACUCUCCUGUCAUCAAUACAAGAUUUUGGCCAAAAAUGUAUGAAAAUCGGUAUGGAAAUAAAUGUUGUGACGUUGUAUAAGGUUUUCAAAACAAUGCCACGAUGAAUGUACGCGUAAUCCAAGCUAAAGGCGGUAGUGACGAUGGGAGAGACGAACCACUCUGUAAAGCCUUCUCCAGCACAUCCCAAAGACUUUCAAUGGUGUUUUGGUCAGGACUCUGUGGUGGCCAAUUCAUGUGUUAAAAUGAUUCCUCGUGCUCCCUAAACCACUUUUUUCAAUUUGAGCCAAAUGAAUCUUGGCAUUGUCGUCCUGGAAUAUUCCUGUGCCAUCAGGGAAGAAAAAAUCCAUUGAUGGUAUAACUUGGUCCUUCAGAAGAUUCAGAUAGUCAGCUGACUUCCUUUUAUUGCCGCAUAGCGUUGCAAGCCUAGACCUGACCAAUUGAAUUAACCCCACAUCAUAACGCUGCCUUAAAUCCAAAUGGCUAUUUUUUGUUUGUUGUUUAAACGUGUGUAUCAGGUAGUGUCUCUUUCUGCAGUGUUUAAGACUACAGAACUUGGUACUUUUACCAUUUCCAGCUAUAUCUCAGGUGCCAAUGCAGGACCCAAAUGAGUGGACUUCUUUGAAUAUAUAAUGUGCAAUAUGACAUUAUUAGACAAUACCUUAAUAUAUUAAUGUCAUGUUUCUGCCAGUUCUUGUGUUUAAUGUUAGCUCACAAGCAUAUGGAAGCACUAAAAUACAAUUAGCCAGGGUUGGACCAUACCAAGUAAUAAUUGGUUUAUUUGAGGGGGAAAUGCAAAGUUAUGGGUAAGUAUGUCUCAUGUUACCUUUUCAUUCCAAAUCUAAAUAGGAAUGUGUCCACACAUUCAAUUCGUUCUGCUCCAUACUAUUAAAAAUGAUACAAGAAUGUGCUUAUAAUGCACAAUGAUUUUCAAAAUGUAUUUGCCAAGUGGUUCUCUUGAAAAAUAUUUUACCCAAAAGAACCUAGAAGUCGAUGUGUUUAGCACUGAAUUGAUUAUAAACCGUGUAAUAGCUUUGUUGUAAUAUGAGUGUCUAUAAAUUGUAAAUUUGUAAACUUAACACCUUUGUCACAGCGGCCAU